UUUUUCUUUUUUUGUUGUAUACUUUUGUUCUGUGUAAAGUGAAGAAAAAAUAUAAUAAAAAAAUGGCUGAUGAAAACGAAAACUAAAAAAAAAAUCGUAUUGCAAUAUAAAUUCCAAUUAAAAACAAAACAUAAUUAUUAACAAUAUUUUGUGCAAUAUAAACUUGAAACCAUCUUACAGAGAAAAACCGAAUUUCCAAAAAAAAAAACUUCCAAAUUCUCCCACAUACACAGGUGUGAAUAAAAUAUCAUUGCACACACUGAGUGGUAUUGAAAACAAUUAAAAAACAAGAAAAACACUCGCUAAAAAAACAAAAAUGGACGGAAACGAUAGAGAACCACAAUUCGGUCAUAUGGGACCCAUUUCCCCACCCGAAAUAAAACCCGACAUCUCACUUCUAAAUGGCAAUAGUGUCGAAGCAUUCUCCCCAGGUCCUGGCAGCCCUGGACAAUUCGUUUCCAUCAGCUCCCUUCAAGCUGUCACCGCAAUGAAUGAAUCUCCCACAAACCAGAAUCGCCUCCAACAUUCCCAACAACAACAUCCACACCAACAACAACCCCAAUAUCCCCCCAACCAUCCCCUCAGCGGAUCCAAACACUUGUGUUCCAUAUGUGGCGACCGUGCCAGUGGCAAACACUACGGCGUCUACAGUUGCGAAGGUUGCAAAGGCUUCUUCAAGCGCACCGUUCGCAAAGACUUAACUUACGCCUGCCGCGAAGACAAAAACUGCAUCAUUGACAAAAGACAACGAAAUCGCUGCCAAUAUUGUCGCUAUCAGAAAUGUUUGACUUGCGGCAUGAAACGCGAGGCUGUUCAAGAGGAACGCCAGCGUGGUGCCAAAAUGGCCAAUGCACGCAAUGAACAAGAACUAAACCCGACAAGUUCUGUGCGGGAUUUAACAAUCGAAAGAAUCAUCGAAUGCGAACAGAAAGCGGAGUCGCGAUGUGGCGAUAAUGUUGUACCUUUUCUUCGAGUUGCUCCCAACUCGAUGGUUCAGACAGAGUACAAAGGAGCAGUGUCUCAUUUAUGCCAAAUGGUUAAUAAGCAAUUAUUCCAGAUGGUUGAGUAUGCCCGUCGCAUGCCACAUUUCCCGCAAAUGCAUCGCGACGAUCAGAUUUUAUUGUUGAAAUCGAGUUGGAAUGAAUUGUUGAUUGCCAAUGUGGCUUGGCGCAGUAUUGAAUACCUGGACAUCGAACAUACGAAUGCGGAUGGGACAAUUGAUCGGCGAACGCCAAUUAGGCCACCGCAGCAAUUGUGUUUGGCACCGAAUUUUACUUAUCAUCGGAAUAGCGCUAUUCAAGCUGGGGUGGCUACGAUUUUUGAUAGGAUUCUCUCUGAGUUAAGUGUGAAGAUGAAAAGGUUAAAUAUUGAUAGGUCGGAGUUGUCGUGUCUGAGGGCGAUUAUACUCUUUAAUCCGGACAUUCGUGGGUUGAAGGGGAGGAAUGAUAUCGAGAUGUGUCGGGAGAAGGUUUAUGCCUGUUUGGAUGAGCAUUGCCGGACUGAACAUCCCGGAGAUGAUAGUCGAUUUGCACAGUUGCUGUUGAGAUUGCCGGCACUGAGGUCGAUUAGUCUUAAAUGUCUGGAUCAUUUGUUCUUUUUCAGGGUUAUUGGGGAUAAGCCGAUAGAGAAUUUCAUUGCUGAGGCUUUAAAUACUCCACUUCCAUUGCCUUAAGAUGGGAGAGAGUAGAGUAGAGCGGGACCGCACGGUUGGACGGGUUUAUAUAUUAUUUUUCUAUUAUUAUCUCUUCUGCUUUAUAGGAUUUUUGAAAGUAUUUCUUUUUUUCUCUAUUUCUACUUAUUAUUUUUAUUGGUUUUUUAAAAACAAAUUAAAAAUUAUUAUUAUUAAAUAAAAAAAAAUUAAAUAUUAUUAUAAUAAAAAAAAUGUUUAAUGUA
Episyrphus balteatus (marmalade hoverfly) is the source of this 1893-nucleotide messenger RNA. RefSeq names its product protein ultraspiracle (gene usp). The transcript has a single exon. NCBI's taxonomy places the organism in Eukaryota, Metazoa, Arthropoda, Insecta, Diptera, Syrphidae. Gene Ontology annotation, cellular component: nucleus; activator ecdysone receptor complex. Bases 317 to 1672 code for a protein of 451 amino acids. Gene Ontology annotation, biological process: positive regulation of transcription by RNA polymerase II; cell differentiation; cellular response to ecdysone. The record is from RefSeq and is a predicted model, not a curated record. Gene Ontology annotation, molecular function: zinc ion binding; nuclear receptor activity; RNA polymerase II cis-regulatory region sequence-specific DNA binding.